GUGGGCUGUUGCAGAAGAAGAAUAUCAAUAUGUAUUUGAUACAUUGUCACGAGAUACAAGUCAAGAAUUCUCACACGGCAAGAUCGAUGACUUAACAAAUAAAUUAAGAAAGGAAAUGAUUGAUACGGAUACAACAUCCGUUCAGGAACGGUAG
Molecule: messenger RNA, 154 nt
Organism: Didymodactylos carnosus
Lineage: Eukaryota; Metazoa; Rotifera; Eurotatoria; Philodinida; Philodinidae
Source: the annotation of a GenBank genome assembly